CGGCUCCCGGUUCGUCAGCGGCGGCGGCGCGUGAGCUGCGCUUCUCCCGUCCGGCUCGCGAGCUCUCGAGCAACGGAGUCGCUUCGGAGUGCAUAAAUCUACCGACAUAUGUGCAGACGGAGCGGGGUUCCUCCUCCGGCAGGCGCCCGGCUCGUAGCUGUUUAAUGACGGGGGCGAGGCGGAGGUGCUGCUGCUCGUGCUGCUUGGUUGUCGCUGAUGUUUGGCGGAGGGCGAUAAAUUAACACGGCGACACGGGAUCAUGACGACCGGGCAGGACGAGAGCUCGGUCCGCGUGGCGCUGAGGAUUCGUCCCCAGCUGGCCCGUGAGAAAAUAGAGGGAUGUCACAUCUGUACGUUUGUGACCCCAGGAGAGCCCCAGGUGAUCCUGGGGAAGGACAAGGCCUUCACGUUCGACUAUGUGUUCGACAUGGAUUCUCAACAGGACACUAUCUACUCUAACUGCACAGAGAAGCUGAUAGAAGGCUGUUUUGAGGGCUAUAACGCUACCAUCUUUGCCUAUGGACAGACGGGCUCUGGGAAAACCUACACAAUGGGCACAGGGUUUGACGUGAGCAUUCCAGACGAUGAACUGGGCAUCAUUCCACGGGCAGUCAGUCACCUUUUCAAAGGUAUCGAGCAAAGACGCCAAGCUGCGACUGAUCAGGGUCGACCGGUCCCCGAGUUCAAGAUCAGCGCCCAGUUCCUGGAGUUGUAUAAUGAGGAGGUUCUGGAUCUCUUUGACUCCACCCGUGAUUUGGAGGUCCGGAAGCAGAAGUCUCACAUUAAGAUCCAUGAAGAUGCCACUGGGGGCAUUUAUACUGUGGGAGUGACCACCCGCACUGUCUCUUCAGAGGCUGAGAUGAUGCAGUGUUUGAAGCUGGGUGCUCUGUCACGUACCACAGCCAGCACACAGAUGAACGUGCAGAGCUCACGCUCCCAUGCCAUCUUUACCAUCCACCUGUGCCAAGUACGCGUGUGUACAACCUCGGACAACGAAAACGAGACUGAUAACCGGCUGGCUAACGGCUCCUCUGAUAUGGAGGAGUUUGAGACACUGACAGCGAAGUUUCACUUUGUGGACCUGGCUGGCUCAGAGCGUCUGAAGAGAACAGGAGCCACAGGGGACAGAGCCAAAGAGGGCAUCUCUAUCAACUGUGGACUGUUGGCAUUGGGGAAUGUCAUCAGUGCCUUAGGAGACAGAAGCAAGCGGUCAACGCAUGUGCCUUACCGGGACUCCAAACUCACUCGCCUCCUCCAGGAUUCUUUAGGAGGCAACAGCCAAACUGUGAUGAUUGCCUGCACAAGUCCUUCUGAUCGGGACUUCAUGGAGACCCUGAACACCCUGAAGUAUGCUAACCGAGCGCGCAACAUUAAGAACAAGGUGGUGGUGAACCAGGACAAGGCCAGUCAGCAGAUCAGUGCUCUGAGGACAGAGAUAGCCCGGCUGCAGAUGGAGCUCAUGGAGUACCGCACGGGGAAGCGAAUGAUUGGAGAGGAUGGCAUGGAGAGCAUUAAUGACAUGUACCAUGAGAACUCCAUGCUGCAGACUGAGAACAACAAUCUACGCGUGAGAGUUAAAGCCAUGCAGGAGACCAUCGACGCUCAGCGUGCUCGCCUCACUCAGCUCCUGAGUGACCAGGCCAAUCAGGUUCUUGCUAAAGUUGGUGAAGGCAGUGAGGAGAUCGGGAAAAUGAUCCAGAACUACAUCAAAGAGAUUGAAGACCUAAGAGCCAAACUGCUGGAAAGCGAGGCAGUGAACGAGAACCUGAGGAAGAACCUGUCCAGAGCGACCACUCGCACGUCUUUCUACGGAGGACCUGGAGGUUUUUCUCCUGCCCUGCUCGGACCUGACCCCACCCAAGAGACCUCUGACAUCAUCGAGCUGGCUAAGAAAGAUCUGGAGAAACUGAAGAGGAGAGAGAAGAAGAAAAAGAAGAGGCUACAGCAGCUGCUUGAGGAGCGGAGAGAUGAGGAGGAAGAGGAGAUGGAGGUGGAGGAAGACAGUGCUGUGAAAGAAGUUCCAGACAAUGAUCAGGAGAAGGGCAAUGAGAGAGAGCAGCCUGAGCCAGCCAAUGAGGAAGCAGAGACGGAGGCUCAGGAGGGCAGUGAUCAUGAUGAGGGUGAGGAGGAAGAGGAGGAUGAUGAUGAGGAAGAGAUGGAUGCAGAGGAGAGCUCAGAGGAUUCAGAUUCUGAACUGGAUGAGAAAGAGGACUUCCAGGCUGACCUGGCCAACAUCACCUGUGAGAUCGCCAUCAAGCAGAAGCUGAUCGAUGAGCUGGAGAACAGCCAGAGGCGUCUGCACACGCUCAAACAGCAGUACGAGCAGAAAUUGAUGAUGCUGCAGAGCAAGAUCCGCGACACCCAGCUGGAGAGAGACCGUGUGCUGCACAACAUGGGCUAUAUGGAGUCGGGUUCAGAGGACAAGGCCAAGCGAAUAAAAGCAGAAUAUGAGAAGAAACUGAGCGUCAUGAAUAAAGAGCUGCAGAAGCUACAGGCUGCUCAGAAAGAACACGCCCGUCUGCUCAAGAACCAAUCACAGUACGAGAAGCAGCUCAAGAAGCUCCAGCAGGAAGUCACUGAGAUGAAGAAAACCAAAGUGCGUCUGAUGAAGCAGAUGAAGGAGCAGCAGGAGAAGAACCGGAUGGCAGAGUCUCGCAGAAACCGAGAGAUCGCCACGCUGAAGAAGGACCAGCGCAAACAGGAGCAUCAACUGAAAUUGCUUGAGGCCCAGAAGAGACAGCAGGAGCUCAUACUGCGCAGAAAGACUGAAGAGGUGACCGCUCUGAGGAGGCAGGUUCGACCCAUGUCUGGCAAGGUCAACAGGAAGGUCAGCCUGCCUGAGACCCUAUCAGACUCCGCCCACCGACCACCCACAGGACGCAUACACGGCUCUGGAGCACCCAAUGGAACCAGCAGACUGUACCACCGCAGACCUGUGGGGGUGUACUCUACCCGCGUGGCUCGGGUGAAAUGGCAGAGUUUGGAGCGCCGCAUUUCUGAUAUCAUCAUGCAGCGCAUGACUAUCUCCAACAUGGAGGCAGACAUGAAUCGCCUGCUGAAGCAACGGGAGGAUUUGACCCGGCGGAGGGAGAAGCUGAGCAGGAAGAAGGAGAGACUGGCAGCUGAGGGUCCAGAGGGAGAGAAGGCUGUACAGACUCUGAGCGAGGAGCUGGAGUCCCUGUUAGCCAACAUUGACUACAUUAAUGACAGCAUCGCUGACUGCCAGGCCAACAUCAUGCAGAUGGAAGAAGCUAAGGAGGAGGGAGAGACUGUGGACGUUUCUGCAGUCAUUGGCUCCUGCACUCUUUCAGAGGCUCGAUUUCUUUUAGAUCACUUCAUGACAAUGGCCAUAAAUAAGGGUCUGCAGGCAGCUCAGAAGGAGUCUCAGAUUAAGGUGAUGGAGGGUCGGCUGAAGCAGACUGAAAUCAACAGUGCCACCCAGAACCAGCUGCUCUUCCACAUGCUGAAGGAGAAAGCUGAGUUUAACCCAGAGUUGGAUGCGCUACUGGGCAAUGCUCUUCAAGAGCUAGGUAACAUGCCUGUGGAGAACGGAGACGACAGUAGCAGUGAUGAAUCAACAAGUCCUGCAGCAGAUGGAAACACCCUGGCCUCUGACCUCAUGAAGCUUUGUGGAGAGACCAAGUCUAGGAGUAAGGCUCGCAGAAGAACCACCACUCAAAUGGAGCUGCUUUAUGCUAACAGCUGUGACUCUGGUCCUGACACACAAAGUGGAGAUUUUGCUGGCCCUCUGCACCCCAUGGCUGAAACACCUGAAGGGCCCUCAGAUCUUGAGUCUGCUGGCAAUGCAGUCAGGGACUACAUGGUCCCUACAGCUGGCUUUUCCUCUAGAAUGGGUAGCAUCACCUCUGGCUCAAGACCACCAACGGGGGUGGAAAAGAGAGUCCCGGAAGCGUCUCCUCUCACCCGCAGGAAGACCUAUGACAAGGGACAAGCAGCAGCUGACAGAGCUAAAGCCAAAGAAAUCAAACAAGGGGUGAUAAACCCUGUUCCCGUGUCUAAGAGCAGCCGUGGUGCUACACUGCAGUGUGUGCAUGUGGCUGAGGGCCACAGUAAAGCUGUGCUGUGUGUGGACUCCACUGAUGACCUCCUCUUCACUGGAUCCAAAGACCGCACCUGUAAAGUGUGGAAUCUGGUGACUGGUCAGGAGAUCAUGUCUUUGGGUGGCCAUCCCAACAACGUGGUGUCAGUACGCUACAGUUCCAGCCUGGUCUUCACCGUCUCCACCUCCUACAUCAAAGUCUGGGAUAUCCGUGAUUCAGCCAAGUGCAUCCGCACACUCGCCUCUUCUGGUCAGGUGAGCUCUGGUGAUGCAUGUGCAGCCACAACUAACCGCACAGUCACUAUACCAACUGGAGAGAACCAGAUCAACCAGAUCUCUCUCAACCCAACGGGCACAGUGCUCUACGCAGCUGCUGGAAACUCCGUCCGCAUGUGGGACCUCAGAAGGUUUGUCUCUACAGGCAAGCUUACAGGUCACCUUGGACCAGUCAUGUGCUUGACUGUUGAUCACUCUGGUAAUGGCCAAGAUUUGGUCAUCACUGGUUCCAAAGAUCACUACAUCAAGAUGUUUGAUGUAACUGAGGGAGCACUAGGCAGCAUCAGUCCUACGCAUAACUUUGAGCCUCCACACUAUGACGGGAUUGAGUCGGUUGUGGUGCAGGGAGACUGCCUAUUCAGCGGAUCCCGAGACAACGGCAUCAAAAAAUGGGACCUGGCUCAUAAAGACCUGCAGCAGCAAGUGCCGAAUGCUCACCGGGACUGGGUGUGUGCACUGGGCGUGGUUCCUGGCUCUCCAGCACUGCUAAGCGGCUGCAGAGGAGGAGUGCUCAAACUCUGGCACACAGACACACUGAGCGCACUCGGAGAACUGCGGGGCCACGAGAGCCCCAUCAACAGCAUCUCCACCAACAACAGCUUAGUGUUCACUGCAUCUGAUGAUCGGACAGUGAAGAUCUGGCGUGCGAGAGGAGCUCUGGACAGCACUACUGAAAUGACGGACAUGGCCGACGAGUCUGCCAGCAACUGAUUAUUCCCUCGGGUCACUGAUCCUGACUGUGUUCCUUUGCACUUUGUCCUUAGCCACUAAAACUAGACGCCUAAUCAAUACAGAGACCCUCAGCAGAAGAAUAAUACCUGAAUUUAAGUGGACGUAAACAGACUGGAAUCGACUACUUCACCACGUCUCCUUCUCUCGGGGGUCUCUAAGCCUGUGUCUUAAUAUUGUGAAGAUGUUGUGGAAGGUAGCUGCAACAUGCAAGUCUCAUUGCAAAAUAAAGCUCCCAUAGACUCUACAUGUUGCAGAUUCUCCAUGUUGAUCCUUAUGUUGAUUGGAUGUCAGAUAGGGGAGAAGAAGCCGGACCCUCUGAAGCUGGCUCCAGUAGUCCGGAUUCUGUGAGCUCAUACGGAAGGCUGUGGAUCUGGGCGUUUGACGCUUUAUGCAUAUGAUGCAUAUGUUAAUGAACUGUAGUUUUUGCGUAAAGUGGACUAACUGGAAUCACCAUGCCCUUAAAUUUAUGUCUGCGUGUUUCAGCUGUAGGGUUGGCACCUGCAAAUCACUGCUAACCAAAGCGUAGAACUACAGUUACAGCUACAGUAGAUUACAGUCAUAACUAUGGGUGGGACUCACAGGGCAAAUCAUGAUACGAUAUCACAAUACAUUACCCACAAUACUGAUAAUAUCAGGAUACUCUUAUUCUGUGAUACUCAAUAUAUUUUAAGGCAAUUCUCUAUGAAACUUCACACCAUCUGUAUUACUGAAGAGGAUAGAAUACUCCUGAAUAAGCAAAUAUUAGGAAUUAUGGAUUUAAUUGUGUCAAUUUCACAGAAUUUGACAUCCAAUAUUCUUCACCACAGGUUUUACCCUAUUCGUUUAAUUAGCUCUGGCACGUGGAACAGUGGAGCAAUGAAAAAGUAACUUUAGUAAGUCAAAUUUGGGGAGAUGAUUAUGUAUUGCAAAUACAAUUGGUAUAUCUCAAUAUCAAUAUUUUGUCCCACCCCUAGUCAUAACUAGGUAAGAGUACAUACUUUACCACUUCUCUUUACAUAUAGAAUCAUCUCCUAAUCUCAUCUGUCUUUCAUUCUUCUUUUUUACUUUAUCUUUCUCUCUCUACCUCCCCUCUCCCUUCAUUUACUCCUCUUCUCGCCCUGCCCUCUCUUUCUUCCUCUCUUUCGGCUCAUCUUUGACAUUUUUUUUCCUUUCACUCCCUACUUUCUCUCUUCAUGGUUUCCCCAUCCCCUAUUAUUGCAUACGUUCUGCUUCUCACUCCCUCCUUACACCUCUUUUUGAUUUCUCUUAUUCUCCCUGCCCUUGUCUUUGCUUCACCUCUCUCUUCUGCUCUUUUUAUUUUCCCUCUAGUUUUUUUCUGUUUCUCAUUUUCCCUCCCAUCUCUGCUCUUCCCUUUCCCUCUAUCUUCUCUCUUUUCUCAUUGCUCUCUUCCAUCGCCUCUUUGUUUCCACUCAUGUUUUUAUUCCCCCUCUCUCGCUUUCUCCCUCUUUCUUGUCUUCCUCCAUCCUUCCAUUCUUCUGCUUUGUUCAUUUCCUCCCCAUCCAUUAUCUUUCCUUCUCUUUUCUGUCCUGUUUCUUUACUUCUGUUCUCCUUUUCUGUUCCCAGUUGCUCCCUGCUUUCUCAUUCUUUGCUAUAUUCUUUCUCUCCAUCUGUUCUGUUCUCUUUCUUUCAGUCCCAGCAUCUUUCUGUCAGCAUGUUUCACUAGUCAGUCACUCCUCACUCUUGUCAGAUCUCAGUACUCUCACUCUCGCUCAGCUCCUGUGUAAAACGUUCUCGCUGAUUGUCUAACACUUAUCUUUAAGCUUUACUAGAGCUUUAUCUUUAACGUGUGAGUGAAGUCUUACUAGUAACCAAUGCUCCUACUGCUAUUUACCUUAAUGUGUAGAUAUAUGUAUAUGUGGACGUACAGGGGGAAGAGAUUAUUGUGCCUGUAAGCCUAAACUUCAAGAGUAACGGUGUUCCCGGACCUGGUCUGUGUGUGUGCUAAAUGAACAUUCUCACCUGCUGCUGUUUCUGCCAUUGUUCUCCCCAUUCAGCUCUGACAUAAUGGACUGUUCAUAAAUAUAUAAAUAUAUAUAGCCUUAUGUAUCACAGUGUAGCUACAGUAAGUUAAUGCAGUACCUUGUGUAACGUGAGGUCUUAAAGGAAUACUUGACUCCAAAAUGCUGAGGCAGCAAACAGACUAACAAACACUGGUCUGUGUUGUUUGGAUAAGCUUAACACUAGCCCUCAUUAAUAUCAGCAACAUCAGGCUUUUAGGGAUGCACUGAUUAUUUGGCAAACAACAAAAAACAUAAUGGGUAAAAUAACUGGAUCAUUAAUACCAAACAUUGACUAAUUAUUUUAUCUAGUCAUGUUUCAGCAUUUCAGCAAUGGUUUCAGGAGCCGGUAAAUUGCCAAAAAAUGGUGGUAGGUUUAAGUUUGUUUUUUAUGCUGUACUCACAUAAAUCUAACUAAAUAAAGUAUUCAGCUUUACUUAUUAUUAUUUUUAGUGUAAGUUUACAACCUCUUCACAAACCUGCUGUUUCCCUGCUGCAACAGACAAGCUGUACAGGGCUAGCUAAGUAACUUAGCCUUAGCAUUUGUUUAACUAGUUAGCCGGACUUUCUCUGUGUAAAUUUCACUCACAUGUGACUUGGGUUAAGUAGUUAGCACUGCUAACGUAAUGUAUGACUAAAUCACACUGCUUACAUAUAUUUAAAGUUAAAGUAGCACGACUGGGGUGUUUUAUGAACAAAGUUGCACUGCUAAGGUAGCUAAGUUAGCUAGCUAAAUGUGUAGCUAAAAUGCUAGCACCGCUUAAAAUGUGUUCAUGAUUAGGAAAGCACAGCUGUGGUAGCUAAUGUAGUUAACUAUAGUGCUUUGUUGGUUUGUCUUGCUAGGAUAAUCAAAUCUUAAAGGUUAAAUAAAUAAUUUUUAAUUGUAGAUUUGUUUUGUUUUUGUUAUUUUUUGCUAAAAGUGAGACAAAUACAAUUCAAUUGAAUUAUUAAUACAAAUCUCUUUAGUAUUUAGCCUCCUGCUAAAUCUUUUUAGCCAAAAUCAUAUUUGUGCAUCCCUAGAGCCCUUGGCUGAAGUGUAGCUUUAUCCUGACAAGCUUUAUUAACUGACAAAGCUGGCUGCUCGUGGCCUCAGCUCAGAAGCAGUAGACCAGGAUUUGGGAAUGCUGUUUUAGGCUGAUCAGAAAUGGCAUUUGCAACAGUAGGAUUGAUCUCAGUUUAAGCUUCUUCUCUCCCCAUGUGGGCUUCUCCUGUGUAGUUGCUCUGUCUUAUUCUGGACACAUUUAAACCAGACGAAUUUAUGAAGUCCUGGAUUUUCACUGCAGUUUUAGCUGGCUGACCCCCUUAGCGAUUUGAAUGUCAGAUGCCACUUGAAUUAAAUGCCAUCUGUCAAAAACCA
Molecule: messenger RNA, 8422 nt
Organism: Astyanax mexicanus (Mexican tetra)
Lineage: Eukaryota; Metazoa; Chordata; Actinopteri; Characiformes; Acestrorhamphidae
Gene: kif21a
Product: kinesin family member 21A
Exons: 35
Coding region: 260-5047 (1595 amino acids)
Biological process (GO): microtubule-based movement; mitotic spindle organization
Molecular function (GO): ATP binding; microtubule motor activity; microtubule binding
Source: RefSeq, a predicted model, not a curated record